CUUAGCUCAGCUGCAUGAAAUAUGGGAGACGACAGGCCGUUUGUGUGCAAUGCCCCCGGCUGUGGACAGAGGUUUACAAACGAGGACCACCUGGCGGUUCAUAAACAUAAGCAUGAGAUGACAUUGAAAUUCGGCCCUGCUCGAACUGACUCAGUCAUCAUAGCAGAUCAGACUCCGACCCCAACUAGGUUUUUGAAGAACUGCGAAGAAGUGGGACUCUUCAAUGAACUGGCCAGCUCCUUUGAGCACGAGUUCAAGAAAGCCACGGAGGAUGACGAGAAAAAGAGUGCCGGAGCCCUGGACAUGUCUCUGCCCUCCACCCCGGACAUCAAGAUAAAGGAGGAAGAGCCAGUGGAGGUGGACUCUUCCCCGCCGGACAGCCCUGUGUCUAACCCGCAGUCGCCACAGAACAAGGAGAAGGAGAUCACCUCCAAGCCUGUAAUCAUUUCUACGCCUACUCCAACCAUCGUGCGUCCAGGCUCGCUGCCACUACACUUGGGUUACGACCCGCUCCACCCUACGCUGCCUUCCCCAACCUCUGUCAUUACCCAGGCUCCCCCUUCCAACAGACAGCUUGGGUCUCCCACAGGUUCCCUUCCACUUGUCGUGCAGCUUGCGAACGGACAGACCAUGCCCGUCCUCCCAGGCCCUCCAGUACAGAUGCCUUCUGUUAUAUCGCUGGCUCGGCCGAUGUCCAUGGUGCCGAACAUUCCCGGUAUUCCUGGACCGCCCAUCAACAGCAGCGGAUCCAUUUCACCAUCAGGACUUCCAGUGCACUCUGAAGCCAAAAUGAGGCUGAAGGCCAGCUUGACGGCAUCUUCCUCACUGAAUGGCAGCAACCUGGUGGUGGGCUCAGCCAGCACGAUGGUGACCGCACGUCCAGAGCAGAGUCAGAUACUCGUCCAGCACCCUGACGCCCCUUCCCCAGCUCAGCCACAGGUUUCCCCUGCCCAGCCCACCCCCAGCACCGGCGGGCGACGGAGACGCACGGUUGACGAAGACCCGGACGAGCGCCGGCAGCGGUUCCUGGAGCGGAACCGGGCUGCCGCGUCCCGCUGCCGUCAGAAACGCAAGCUCUGGGUGUCUUCCUUGGAGAAGAAAGCCGAGGAGCUCACGACCCAGAACAUCCAGCUGAGCAAUGAAGUUACGCUACUGAGGAACGAAGUUGCUCAGCUUAAACAGCUCCUGCUGGCUCACAAGGACUGCCCUGUCACUGCACUACAGAAGAAAACACAGGGCUAUCUCGAAAGCCCAAAGGAGAGCUCUGAGCCCACCGGCUCCCCUGCUCCCGUCAUCCAGCACAGCUCCGUGACGGCCUCCCCCAACGGGCUCAGCGUCCGCUCGGCAGCAGAAGCGGUUGCCACUUCGGUGCUCACCCAGAUGGCGAGCCAAAGGACAGAACUGAGCAUGCCGAUACCGUCACACGUCAUCAUGGCUCCACAGUCGCAGUCUGCUGGCAGAUGAUGUCACAGCCUGUGCGUGUGACACGGAGCUAACCGCGAACUCGCAGCCGGAGAGACUGACCGUAACCAAGUCCCUGACGAGUGGGGGCCGAUAAGGAUUUUUAUUUCUUUUUUUUUUUUUUCCUAAGUGAGUUAAGGGCAGCUAUGGCGCUUCUUACACUGCGUAGCCUGUACAGAUCCUGGCCCCCUGCCGCUGCCCUGCCAUCGGCCCGUCCCCGCAGGACGGCCGCGGAUUGAGCGCGUUUCUCGACCCUUCAGUUGACGAUCCGUCAACUGGCGGAGUCGUCCAAACACACAGAGCUUCACUUUGAAAAGCACCUUGAAAGGUUCACUUUCAGGUAUCAGUUACAUUAACACUAAACCUCCAUGCUUGGUGGAUCCCCUUGGCGCUUUCACUCUUCCAAGUCCCCGUCCCCCCCGCCGCCGCCUCCUCCACUCUCGGCAAAGGAGAACGUAGCUCUUGGGAGGCUGCGACAUUUAGUCGUGCCGUCAAUGUAUUUUAUUUUUAACAGCAUGCUGCUUCCAGGCAUCUGCUCCCCCCUCUGCUCUAGCUACCUGAAACAUUGCACCUUCGCACAAGAAGCCUCCUUGAGCUCUGAGGUUAAAGGGAUCGAGGUUAGUCUCGUCACACGCUAACUCCCAAGGUGCCAGCGACGGAUUUUGGACACGAUGGGAGUGUAAUCGCUGUAAAUCGGUUUGUGCCCAGCGGUUGGGAGAGGGGGACGCGGGGCCGGGGACACGCACGUGCGUGCGCGUGCACACGCGUGUUCCUUGGUCACUUGUGCCGCACCGGGAGUUGCAGACGUUCACGUGCUGCUCUCGUCACGGGACGCUGUGGUUGCCGGAGAAAAGGUACCGUCUGUUCUAGCAGCGGAGGGGCUGCUCUCAGUCUUCCUUACAGUAAAUUGGUGCUGAUCUGCGUCGGCUGGGACCGGUGCAAAGGCGCUCUGGGAGGUACCUGAAAGGAUGAGCCGGCCCAGCGGGUGAUAAUAAUGUGAGUCCCAGAAUUCGUCAUCUGCUCCCAACUCCACCGUACCCCUUAGCAAACAAAUCCCUCCAUUUCCAAGGAUCAUCUCCUUUACACAUAACCUCGAUGACCUUAAUAACGGUGGCCUUAAAUCAUGAAUUAGUUGCCUGUUCCAGGGGGAGGGAGCACGAAGUAGUGUUUCUAUUUGCCCGGCCUUUUACCUCUUCUUCACGAUUAUCUUCCGCUCUCGGUGAUGGAGCAUCCGUUGCUUCCCAGCCAGAGCAAACGAAGGAUUCACAGAGCUUCCAGUUUCACAGGGCAGGUUACAAACCCAGCCUCCAUGUCGAAAGACGCUUGGAAUCGGGUCCGCGUUCUUGCCGGGCGGGCGCAGCGUGCGUGUGUGUCUGUGUGCGCUUCCCGAGGCUGCCGCUGGCCCUGGGCAAGCGAUUGGAGUCGAUAGUUUGGAAAUGGGAAGGGGUGCGGUGUGCGUUCGGGCUCUCGGAAGGAACCUCGUCAAAGUCCGCGGAGCUGCGUCAGCCCUUGGUCUUCCUCUCCUUCUCGGGAGGUCCCCCCUCACCUGAGCUCUCGCCCACCUCAGGUUGCACUCGCCACUUUUGAGCCAAGUUUGUUUGUCAAAGUGAUUUCGUUUGGCUUAUCCAGACUUGGAAGGUUUCCAGGGACAGCAAAACCCAAAGCAAAGUCUGAGCAAGGAACCGGAUCCCAUUACGGACGGGGAAGUUCAGCAGUUUGGUUUUUCUAUUGAUGGGAUCUGCCUUCUCCCCCUCCCCUCUUUUUCAGGUUUUCCUCGACUUCUCGGCACCGUCGACCGCGGCAUUUCUUGGGUUUGGUUUGUCUUGACGGGGUGCUGCUCUCGCGUUCCCCUGGUUUCUCUUGUUCAUCUCGAGAGUCGUCUUGUGCAUCAUCAGGGUGGCUUCUGGCCUCGGCAGUUUGCACUUCUGGUUCAGAUCCCGCAUA
This is a messenger RNA of Pygoscelis adeliae (Adelie penguin), 3405 nucleotides long. RefSeq names its product activating transcription factor 7 (gene ATF7). Gene Ontology annotation, molecular function: cAMP response element binding; DNA-binding transcription factor activity, RNA polymerase II-specific. Bases 22 to 1464 code for a protein of 480 amino acids. The record is from RefSeq and is a predicted model, not a curated record. Lineage: Eukaryota; Metazoa; Chordata; Aves; Sphenisciformes; Spheniscidae. The transcript has 11 exons. Gene Ontology annotation, biological process: regulation of transcription by RNA polymerase II.